Messenger RNA from Chara braunii, 1393 nucleotides. The record is from the annotation of a GenBank genome assembly. NCBI's taxonomy places the organism in Eukaryota, Viridiplantae, Streptophyta, Charophyceae, Charales, Characeae.
GCCUCCGUUUGCCUCUAUCUGUUCCAAACGGUAGACCCCCAUAGGCAGAGAAAGAAGUUAGAUUAACUCAAAUGAUUAAUAACAGGAUAAAAGAGAUGGAUAGUAAGCGGGAGGAGGAUAACAAGAAGAUAUGGGAGAGGUUGGGGAAGGGGAAAGAAGCGAAAAAGGUGGAGAGUGAUAAGGCUACAACGAAUGGAGAAAAUAAGAAGCGGGGACAAGACGAGGUCGAGGGUGCUGCGACAGUGCCACCCUCGACACCAAGGCAAAAGGUCAACAAGAAUAGAGCACUGGACGCGGGCCUGCUGCUGAUGAACUUGGACACUGUGCAGUGGAACCAAACGAUGCAGAGCCAGAUGUUUGAGCGAGCGCAAGCACAACAGAAUGUGAUGUUCAAGCGCAUGAUGAGCAUGAUCGAGAAGAUUGAAUCAAAGCAGGUGAUCCAUCCUAUGUCAGCAACUGCUCCAACUGCGCACAGUCAGCAGAAUGGACCGGCACCACCUCCUGCUCAGACAACGGCUGCCAGGGCCACGGAAGAACCUGCAAACCGUCCUCCGAACAUCCGUAUCAUUCCCCCGGUAGACCCUGUUCCUCUGUCCCGACGCUCUCCUUCCGAAAAUGUUGGACCUUCACGUCCCGUUCGUCCUACCUCUCCACCUGUGGUCCAGCAGCAACCACCUCUUAGUCCUUCUCUGCCACACUCUUCACCCCCACCCCCUCCCCCUCCUGUUCACAGAUCUGCGGGUGUAACUAUUCGUGAACCAGUCGAGCAAGUAGGCAAUCGGCCAGUCACUCGUAGUACGGCCGCUACACCAGGUAAUCAAGGGCAUAACGAGUCGGGCCCUUCAAGAGAGCAGAACAUCCGGACCCUGGAGGAAGGGAGGUCGACCGGUAGGUUGGCUGAUGUCUUUGCCUCCGUGGCUGGGACUGCAGAACGAGUCAUAGGGUCCCUCUCAGCGGUCAUAUUGGGUACUUCAUCGGGGUUGGGGUUUGACUGGGUACGGGAAGGAAGGAAGGCGGUGGUGGUGCAACCAGGCCCUGGUGGGAGAAGGCAGUAUCGUGCAGAUAUGGAAAGAGAGCUUACAGCAAAAUACAAAAACGAGCUGGUGGAGCUAUAUAAGAAGGAUAAGAUCAAGUACCACAACAAGAAGCAGGYUGUGGAUGAUUUAACCGAUAUUCGUGUACGAGACKCGUAURGUGACAACASGGAGGAAGAGGCCGAGGAGGAGCACGUUSAAGAAACAACAGAGGAAACUCAAGACGAGAAUCCUUCUUGAAGUCCUAUCAAGACCCCGAGUGGCUAURGCAGCAGGUGCAUGAGGUGCAGGCCGCGCGUCUCAUGAGGAAAGAUAAGGGAUGCAAAAGAAGAUGGUUGGAACAAAAGAUACGACUGUUC